This is a messenger RNA of Acanthochromis polyacanthus (spiny chromis), 11613 nucleotides long. RefSeq names its product polymerase (DNA directed), mu (gene polm). The record is from RefSeq and is a predicted model, not a curated record. Gene Ontology annotation, cellular component: nucleus. Gene Ontology annotation, molecular function: DNA-directed DNA polymerase activity; DNA binding. Lineage: Eukaryota; Metazoa; Chordata; Actinopteri; Pomacentridae. Gene Ontology annotation, biological process: double-strand break repair via nonhomologous end joining.
UGUUUGUUUCAGCUGAGUCCAAGCAACUGACAGGAGCUCUGAUACUACAUUGAACACUUGUCAUUUAAAGAUGAUGGGAUGAGUUCACCUAUUUACUCUGAUCAAACUAAGCAAAAAGAGAAAGUCUCAACUAAAAGUUCUGCUUGUUUACACCUUUCACAUUAUGGACCUUCUUUGAUGGUGGAUUUUGGAGAACCAUAUUUUAUGGCCGGACAAUGAGAUGAGCCCAAAACAUAAUAUACUCUUCUAUGUGAAGCCAUGGCUCCACUGCUACCAACAGUUGUGUGGCUAUUAGAGGCUAUUUGGAAACUGUGUCAUUGUGAAAGCUAAGAAAUCAAAUACUGACAUAGUUCCACAAAAAGUUGAAGACGGUUAGAAAAACAUAGCUCCUGUUAUCAUUUUAAGGUGUGAGUCUGCUUGGAGACGCCUCUACAGACGGCAGGAAGUUUUUAGCAGAGGAUCUUUACGGCACAACAGCUGUGCACUCUGAGCGUUUCUAGUCGGAACUAUUUUCGUGACGCACCACAAGUGCCUUCGCCGGUGUUCGGAGCAACGUAGCUGUUCCAAUGUUCGCUGCUGGAUGUGGGUUUAUCUCCCACUAAACGACUUCAGAAAAUGAGGACUGCUUGCUGACACACAUUACCUCAAGUACGCUGUCGUAUCUGAAGUUCAUAAAUGAAUAUUUAACGACAACUAGCUUCAUAACAACGAGCUAGCAACGAAGUAAUGGGCAGAAGUGAGAAGAGCUGACAGGAACUCUGGUCAGCUAGUUUAUAUCAGAAAGUUUAACUUCUUUUUUAAUCACCAUGGUGCCGUUAAAGCGAAGAAAAAUCGUCUCCUCGGAUACUGGGAGUACUGGGAGUGACUGCAGUGGGAAUCAAGCACCAACAAAGUUCCCUCAGGUGGUUUUAUUUCUGCUGGAGAGGAAGAUGGGAGCCAGUAGAAGAGCUUUCCUCUGUCAGCUCGGACGAACUAAAGGCUUUCAUGUGCAGGAGCAGUUCAGUGAAAGCGUCACACAUGUUAUUUCUGACAACUCUGCUGAUGAGGUCAGAGCGUGGCUGGACUCUCAGGCCAGAGGUGAAAGCCAGACAGCGGUUCACCUCCUGGACAUCAGCUGGUACACAGAGAGCAUGCGUGCAGGCCGCCCAGUAGAGAUCCUGGAAAGACAUAAACUGCAGGAGCAGCAGAUCAAUGAAGCAGAGGUUGUUCUGUUCUCGGUGCCUAGCUAUGCCUGUCAGAGAAGGACCACUCUGGACAACCACAACACCACGCUCACUGAUGCUCUGUCACUGCUGGCUGAAAACGCUGAGCUCAGUGAGGAGGACGGGAGAGGUGUUGCGUUUCGACGGGCCGCCGCUGUGCUGAAGGCGCUCCCAGCUCCGGUGACAGCCAUGUCUCAGCUCAGAGGGCUGCCCUGUCUGGGAGAUCACUCACUCAGAGUCAUCAAAGACAUUUUGGAGAAUGAAGCAUCAGAUGAGGUUGAAUCUACCAAACAGUCUGAGCGGUUUAAAGCGCUAAAGGUUUUGACGGGUAUUUUUGGGGUUGGAGCAAAAACAGCAGACCGAUGGAUCAGAGAUGGGAUACACAACCUCCAUCAGCUACGAGAAUCAGGAGCAACACUCAAUCGAGCACAACAAGCAGGUCUGGAGCACUACGACGACCUCAAGCAGCAGGUCACUAAAGCAGAGGCUGAUGCCAUCACUGAGAUCGUGCAGGAAGCCGUCAUUUCUGUGUUACCAGGCGCUCAGGUUGUUCUAACCGGAGGAUUCAGGAGAGGGAAGCAGACAGGCCAUGAUGUAGACUUCCUAAUAACACACCCAGAGGAGGGCAGAGAGGUGGGACUGAUGCCUAAAAUCGUUUUCUGGUUGGAAUCAAAGGGUUUUCUGUUGUACCAGAAAACUACAAGGAACUCAUACCUGGAGGUAAAGGACGGUCCUGGUCGACCCUCCUCCAACAUGGACCGAUUCGAGAGAUGUUUGUCCAUCUUUAAGCUGGCCGAGAAGGAAGAACGAGCAAUCAAAGUGACAGAAAACACUGUAAAAACCAAGGACAGUGUCAGAGACCACACGCAGUCAGAGACGGAUCAAGAUCCACAAUCUCAUUCAUAUGAACGACACGAGCUGACAAACCCACCCGUCCACAGACGGUGGAGGGCUGUGAGAGUGGACCUGGUGGUGUCUCCAAUCAGCCAGUUUGCUUUUGCUCUGCUGGGCUGGACCGGAUCCAAAUUGUUUGAGAGAGAGCUGCGUCGCUGGGCAGGCCAUGAGAAAGCCAUGUCUCUGAGCAGUCACGCUCUGUAUGACAACAAACAGAGUCGAUAUCUGAGAGCUGCAUCGGAGGAGGAGAUAUUUGCUCAUCUUGGUCUGGAGUACAUCCCUCCGUCUGAGAGAAACGCCUGAAGAGACCGGAUGAAGCUCAACCCACAAUCCACUGAGGAUUAUAACCUGGAGGCAGCAGGGAAGAGGAAGAGGACUGUGUGGCUCCAGGUGCAAGUGAUACAUCCAGCAAAUGUCUAUUUAUGCUUCUGCAUUAAGGCCUCAGAACACACUGACUCCUUGAAAGUGAAAACAAAAAUGUUGUUUAUUAUUCCACUUUUUCACAUGCAAAAACAGACAAACAGAAAUACAUAAUAGACACUACCUUUCAAAAGUCUGGGGUCACUUAGAAAUGUCCUUAUUUCUGAAAGAAAAGCAUUUUAUCAGUAAAGAUGACAUUAAAUGAAUCAGAAAUACAGUCUCGACAUUGUUAAUGUGGUAAAUGACUAUUCUAGCAACGGCUGAUUUUUAAUGGAAUAUCUCCAUAGGGGUACAGAGGAACAUUUCCAGCAACCAUCACUCCUGUGUUCUAAUGCUACAUUGUGUUAGCUAAUGGUGUUGAAAGGCUCAUUGAUGAUUAGAAAACCCUUGUGCAAUUAUGUUAGCACAUGAAUAAAAGUGCGAGUCUUCAUGGAAAACAUGAAAUUGUCUGGGUGACCCCCAACUUUUGUUGUAUGUACAUCAUUAUAUCCACUACUUUUGAAUGGUAGUGAAUAUAAUGAUAUGCAUACAAAAAUAUUUCAACCUGGAAAGCUGUCAGUUGUAUUCCAUAUUAUCCACCAAGUCCAAUAGGAUGCACAGCACAAUAACAGGGUCAGAAAACUGUCACUUCACUCUGCUCCUGUUGACAUUAGCUGCCCUUAAGUGCUUCUUAAAUGUCAUUAAGUAUUAUAACUUCUUCCUCUGAGCAUGAAUGAAGACAACAUUUCAUGCUAACGGAAAUAUGAAGUGGUGGAUUAUGCUUUUUUAUGUAGCAUUUUAGAAUAAAAUAAUAAUCAGUGGAUUUUUUUUUGCUGAGUUCUGUAGAGGAGAUGUCCAUCCAUCCAUCCUCUAUACACCGCUUUAUCCUCACUAGGGUAGCGGGGGGUGCUGGAGCCUAUCCCAGCUGACUCGGGCGAAGGCAGGGGGACACCCUGGACAGGUCGCCAGUCUGUCACAGGGCUACAUAUACAGACAAACAAUCACACCCACAUUCACACCUAUGGACAAUUUAGAGUAACCAAUUAACCUCAGCAUAUUUUUGGACUGUGGGAGGAAGCAGGAGUACCCGGAGAAAACCCACGCAUGCACAGGGAGAACAUGCAAACUCCAUGCAGAAAGAUCCCAGGCCCAGGCCGGGAUUUGAACCGGGGAUCGUCUUGCUACAAGGCGAAAGUGCUAACAACUACCCCACUGUGCAGCCCGUAGAGGAGAUGUGAAUGUAUUAUUUGUAUUCUGCACUGUUUUCAGUGAAAAGAAGCAACCUCACACCUCCUGAAUUGUUACAGACCAGUAAACAGCUGGAUUUGACCAAAUACAGUACAAAAUGAAAUGAGUUUUGUAAAUUUGGGGAAAAAAAUUGUCAUGUGCCUAAUUUUUCUCAUGUUGUUAGUAAUAACACAUAAAUAAAGGAUCAAUAAAGGAUUAUCUUAAUAUCACAUAAAGUACUGCACUGCAUAAGAAAAAAAUCUGAACAGUACAUAAAUACAGUGAAAGUAGAAAGUCAUGUAAAAUACGAUAUGGGGCAAAAUACAUACUUUUCAACAAUAUUUUAACCUGUUAAGCUUCAGUGUCCUGCCCGCGGAACACUUUGAGAUCUGCAUAAGCAUUUCCUUAAAUGUCUGAAGCUGCAAACGCGAUUAUACAAACACUAUACGCCGACGGAAAGCUUAGAUUCUCAUGAAUCCGCCGGUAUAAACCACUUUCAGAUGUGAUUACCACAGCGGGUAAUAUAAACACAUUUGUCCGACAAACAACGAAUAUCCAUCCAUCCGUUCUCUAUACACGGCUUCAACGUACACAGCGCGACUCACAUUUCCGGGUUCAUUAUUACACACAGAUGAAAAUAUCCAUAAUCCAACCUUGGACAUCCAGAUGAAACAAGCCAGUAACAUAUUUUGUCCAAAACAUGUCUUGAAGUCGGUAUAUAAUCCACGAAUAGGUCAUUUUCAAGGAAAUGCACCUCGCGAUGCGCAUCCAAUAUUCCCUGUAUUUCUCGUCAUAUUUUUAAUUACAAAUAUUAGCGAUUUUUUGUACUGAAAAUGGCUAGAAUUGACUGCAGCUUAUAGGGUUAAACAAAAGCAUCUAAAGGUUGUAAUGUGUUUGACAGAAAUGCACUAUAUUUUUUUAAAAUAUGCAAAUACAGUAAAAAUUAAAAUACAAAAAUGGUAGAAAAAUAUGUAAAUGUGUUGCAAAUAAAAACGUGUAGUAAAGUACAAUGAAACAAGAUGGAUAAAUAAAAUAAUUAAAUAUUGAAAAACUAAAUGGAAAGCAAAAUAAAAUAGCAAUAAGUCCAGAUGAAAGUAGUGUGUACAUUCAGGGCCCUAAUUGUAUUUGGCAACAAAGAACUUUGGUUGAGGUUAGUCCAUAUUUGGGAUUUUGGUGCCUCUCACUCAUCAGUGCAUCAGGAAUUACUGCUUAGCAACCGAAAAAUGUUGCUCUCUGUAGUUAAUUAAUUGUUAUCAGUGGAGCUGUCCUGAUAUUUUAUUUGCUAUAUUUACAGUUCUCUGUUCAAAUCAGAGUAUUUACCAGCCAAUACUGUAAUAAAUUUGGCCAUUUUAUUGUAAUAAGGCCAAUAACAUAAUAACUUAACAAUACUGUAAUCAGUUAUUACAUUAUUGGUUAGUUAAUAACUUUAAUGGCCUAGCAUUUAAACAUGUUUUCAAAAAUAAAUUGAAAAUGUAAUAACUGCAGCUGAUAAUGUAAAAAUACAUAAAUAGGACUGCAUUUCUUGGAAAUAAAAUGUUUUUUUGCAGUUUUUCUGCAGUUUGCUCAUCAAAGAUAGGUACAGUGGACGGUAUAGUCGUCAUAUUCAUUCAUCAAGAAUACGUCUCAUGUAGCUCUCAUUCUUCUUAAUUAUGGCUGUAAGAACUAAUGUGAGAAUUAUUUGUUGUAUGAAAUCAUGAUUUAGAAUUUUGUUUAUUUGCUUAGAUUUGUACAUUCUUAAUUCAAUAUUGGAUGUUGCAUUGUCAAAUGAAUUUAGCGCAUUUUUUUUUCUUGGAAAACAUUUCAUUAAAACUUUUUUCAAACAUUUCUGAAGGAAAAAUGAUUCAGUCCUCACUUAGAACUGUAUUUAAAUAACUGGACUCGCACUAUAAUGACAUUUAACUUGAAAAACUGAAGAUUAUUAUGUACAUAGUAAGUAGAAAACAUUAACAUAAAAUUGACGUUACUUCUUCCAGUAAAUGUCCUUAACUUUAGACUCCAGGCUUCAUCCAAUGGCUGUCCUCAACUAAUAACUGUUUUAUGUGUGAACUUAGACACUGUUGGUCCAGCAGCCUUGUAGAGCUUCACAAUACUAAUGGAACAGCCAUGUAUUAUUUCAUUAUCGGCUGCAGUUAUUACAUUUUCAAAUAAUUUUUUUAAUGCUAGGCCAUUAACAUUAACACAACCUGCCAAUAACGUAAUAACUAUUACGUUAUCGGCAAGUUAUUGCGUUAUUGGCUUUAUUACAUUUAAAAUGGCUAAAUUUAUUAUAUUAUUGGCAGAAAUUACAUUACUGACCAUUAUUACGUUACUGGAUGCUACAACAACAUAGCCACACUUAAUAAAUAAAAUUCUCUCCACCAGAUUCAUGAUAAGAAGAUGCCAGUUGUCCAUCUUAAACUACUGACAGUUUCUAUUGUGGAGUAUCAGAGGUUGCAGUUCAUCGUUCUCCUGUGUUUCUCUUCAACUCGUAAAACCUCACACGGAACAUUAAGUUUUACUGGAUGUUUUGCGUUUCGCCACAAACACACCUGUGUAACGGUGACCUGCAUUCUGCAACGUCCUCGUCCCCUUAUCUGCACCUCCUCCCAACAGAAAACCACACAGCAGAGCAGAGAUCAUGAUAAAAUGUCACAUCCAGGAGAUCAUCUCCUUAAAUGCAAGUUUGAAACACUUUCCUUGAGGUGUUCCAUUUCCCGCUGCUUUAUGCUUCUACUACACCACAUUUCAGAAGGAGUACAUCUUACUGCACCACAGUUGUCUGAUAAAUGUUGUUACUCGUUGCUUCUCAGGGAAUUAUCGAACAUGAACAUAAAAAUGCAGGUUUAGUGGUGGAAGAAGUCGACUGAUCCUUUGCUUUCAUCAGGAUUUGGUAGACUUUUUUUUCUAAUAACUCGUCAUUUAAACAUCAUCCACUAACAGUUAAUGGCUCAAAUUGAAGACACUAUUUAAUAAUGAGCAUGAAUUACUUAAUUUCUUCAACUCCAUGAAAAUGUAGGACAUUCACUUAUACUGUUUCCUCAGAAAAAAAAUAUUUUUCCUUCAAUGAAGCUACUAAAAUGUGAAUUGAAUGUAAGACAGCUGUAACAGAUUCCCUGCUAAUAUGUCAAAGUACUGAGGUUUUUAUGGCGCAUGUUGCACUUGCUACUUAUAAAGCAGAAAGAGUUAUAUGUUACUUUUAUUAUUUACAAAGGACUUGUACCAGUACAUUUCAAAGCAUGUAUUAUCACUUGAUUUGGCAUUUCUGGUUGACAUGUUGCAAUAAAACUAAUAAAACUAAAAUGAUGUUAGAGGAUGUUUUUAUUAAUUCCAAAACUACAUUAGCAGCUGCAAAAGUCGAACUUCACAUGUUUGUAUCUGAGAAGAUUCUGGAAAUAUUUGCAAUUGUUUUACUUAUGAACUAAUCCUAGAUGCUGGCUUCCACACACAAGUGCAGAAAGAGUUUCAAUACAGAAAUACUUUGCGUUUGUGUCAAAAUAUACAUGCAGUACCAAAAAUUAAAGUAGUCUUUGUGGACAAUAUCAAAUUUAAGAAUCUAUGGUUAUAUUGGAUUACUGGGUUGUUAACGCUGCAUUAAUGUGUAAGCGUCACUCUAAAAUGUUAGCUUUAGUAUUUGGCAGAAUUACACCACUUUUCAGCCAGAAAACCCAUGACAUUUCAUCAAAAUCACUUCAUUCUGUGUGCCUCACUUAAAAAUUUGCAAAAGUAAACUAUUAACUUUAAAAAACUAAAUAUUCGUGCAACUAAUAAAACACACUCAAAAAAGUAAAUGCAGCACGGCUCAAAAACAGUCUUCAGAGGAGCAAGUGGGUGGAAGAUGCAUUCAGCAUGGUGAAACAUCUUACAGUAAAUCGUAAAAUAUUUAUAGAAUGUGGAGCCCCUUCUCAUCCAGUAUUAGUAUCACCUGUGGGAACUUACAAAUGUUCUACAUGUUGAUUUUGGAUUUUUUUUUUUUUUUUUGUGAAAUGAAAUCCGACUUUUUCUUUUUUUUUCUAAUUAGUGGCAUUAUAACUGUAUCACACUACAUAGAAGACAUUUUUAGUUCUCUCUCUCUCCCCCCAUUUGCAAAGUUAUUAAUACAUCAGACUCAACAAUGGAAAAAAAUCACAUACACUACCAGUCAAAAAUUUUAGAACGCCCCAAUUUUUCUAUUUUUUUUUUUUUAAAUUGAAAUUCAAGUAGUUCAAGUCCAAUGAAUAGCUUGAAAUGUUACAAAGGUAAAGCGCUGAACUGCCAGAUGUUAAAAAAAAAAAAGGUAAGGUUACCCAAAACUGAAAAAUAAUAAAAUUGUACAAAAUGAUGUUUUUCAGAGAACAAGAAAUCGGUGAACAACUUCAAGCUGUUCUGCAGCAAUGGAGGUUGAUCAAGCCUUGAAAGUUGGUGCUACCAAAUCCUACAGGUGUCCCAACUUUUCUUGAUUACUUACAACCCCCUCUGUCUGCGUUAGUGUUGGAACACACUUUGGCACCCUCCCCUCAAGAGCAUUAUUUGAACAGUACUGUACUAUAGAAAAUAGUGUGUUGCUGUAAAAAUGGAGAGGAAACGGUAAUUAACAACAGAAAAGAGAUAGACCAUCACAACACUUAAAAAUGUACAUCUUUCCUACAGAGAAAUUGUGAAGAAAGUCAAGGUGUCAGUGAGUAGUUUUCUUCACCAUCAAAAGACACUCAGAAACUGGAUGAAACUCUGACAGGAAGCGUUCUGGAAGACCCAAAGACAGAACAGAAUCAGAAGACAAGUUUCUGAGAGUCAGCAGCUUGGUGAUAGGCAGCUCACAGGACAACAGCUUCAAGCACAGCUUAAUGGUGAUCGUCGUAAGAUGUCUCACUUUCAACUGUUAAGCGAAGACUUUUGAGUUGCAGCAAGAAAGCCAUUGCUAAACAUCAGAAUAAGAAAAGAGGCAUGCCUGGGUCAUGAGACACCACCAAUGGACUACUGAAGACUGGAAGAAGCUAUUAUGGACUGAUGAAUCAAAACUUGAAGUCUUUGGUUCAUCACGCAGGAUUUUUGUACAUCGUCAAGUAGGAGAAAGGAUGGUUCCUCAGUAUGUGACAUCAGCUGUCAAACAUGGAGGAGGAAGUGCGAUGGUCUGGGGCUGUUUUGUUGGAUUCAGUCGGUGACUUGUACAGAGUGAGAAGAACCCUGAACCAAAAACAGCUACCACAGCAUUCAGCAGCACCAUGCAGUACCCUCUGGUUUGUUCCUAGUUGGUCACGGGUUCAUCCUACAGCAAGAUAAUGACCCAAAACAUAACUCCACGCUUUGCCAGAACUACCUGAGGAAGAAAGAACAAGAUGAUAAGCUUGAAAUGCCACAUAUUUACGGGAACUUGUGCAACAGAGCAGGGAGGAACUUUCUGAAAAAUAUUUGGUUUCCAUUAUGGAAAGAAUGCCAGCUGGUUUAUCUGCCAAAGGUGGCUACUUUGAUGAGUCAAAGGUUUAGAAUACAUUCUGGUUUCUAUAGAGAUUUUUUUUAAACUUCAUUUGUUUAUUUGUUCUAUGCUCUUAUUUUGAGAGUACACUGAGACAUUAACAUGCAUAAUUUCCAAGAAAAAAAUAAAAAAAAAUUGGGGUGUUCUAAAACUUUUGACCAGUAGUGUGUGUUAAUAAAUCACAACAGAAGACAUUUAGCUUUAAAUACUUUUAGUUUGUGCAGAUAAUAUUUAUUUAAUUUUGCAGUUUUAAAUUAAGUAUAAUAACAGUGUAUUAUGUAGUGAUUCCUGUAGUUAGAAAAAAAAGUGAACUGGUCUUGUAACUGCUUUGGUGUGAAUAAACUUGGCUGUGUAAUGUGGUCAGAAGGUGGCGCUGUAGGUUACAUGGCUGAUGAAACCAUAAACAAAUCCAGGAGUUUGUCAGGAUGAAAAAAAAAAAAAGAAAAAACCUGGAAGAAGAAACAGAACUUCUGUCUUCUGUGAGAGAAAAGUAGAGAGAAAGUCUUCAAGAAUCGUUUUCCAUCUGGAAAGUUGUCAUUAUUUUGUCUCAACUGGUAAUUAUUGUUACAUGCCAAAUCUCUAGGGCGGGAAUAAAGCACAUUCAUUCAUGCAAAAAUCACCUCAAGCAAGUGUAAAACCUUUUCUUUUUUUGACCUUUAAGAAGUUAUUUUUUGUUAUUUUGCUAUUCACAUUAAAGUGUUCUUGAUGGGACAAAAAUAACGCAACAGUCUGCAUCAUUGUUUUUUAAUUAUUAAAACCCCUGAUGACAUUAUGUUUCACCAACAAACUGCACGGAGUUAUGAGAAUUAGCUUUUUCUAUUUUAAUUGACGGUCUUUGCCAUCUAUAAUUAUCCAGGCAUGUUAAGAUAGAAAACAAGUUCUGCAAAAUUUGACUUCAAAUUGCACACAGUAUUAAGGUGAUGCAAUGUUUUUAUACCAGUCCAACCCAUUAAUAUAAUGUCUGCAACUUUGAAGGUUUGUGUAAAGUAGGGGAAAAAAAGAACAAAAAAUUCUUGCCACCAUAAAUUUACGCAGUUAAGUGGUGUGAAUAGGUCGCAUGAAUUACUUUUUAAAAUGUACAUUUCGUAAAGAUCACAAAUCUGUCUUACUGAGGUCUGUCAGGAGGUGCCGUAAUGAAAUUUUGUAUUUGCUUAAUUUUCACUUAACUCAAUAUUAUGUUAAAUUUAUUAGCAAUGUGUUCAAUUAACUUGACAUUGGACACGUUGGGUGCAUGCUCAUGCAGCGACCGGCAGCAGAUGUGAAUUACUGGAAUGCUUGUUUAAACUGCUGCGAAACAAAUCGCCCUUCAAGGGACAAAUAAUAAAGUUGAUUGAUUGAUUUAAAAAAAUCAGCGUUGAUUUACUAAACUUAAAAGAGCUGUAUUUACACUAGCAUUCAAAAGUUUGGGGUCACCCAAACAACUCCAUGUUUUUCAAGAAAACUCACACUUUUAUUCAUGUGCUAACGUAACACCUGCAAUCUUGGUUGCAAUAAACUCAGAUCAAUACAUUUAAAAAUUAACAAUAUCUCAGUCACUGUGUAAGUCCCUGCAUGAACAAAUUAAUGCUAAUUUCUAAUUUUCCAAAAACAAAAUAUUUUUCACUUGCUAACGGUCUUAGCACGCUGGAUAGAUUGUACCAUGGGGCACUGAGAUUCAUUUUCAAAUGGGGCCUCCUUACCCACCACUGUGUGCUCUAUUCUAAAGUUAACUGGACAUCUUUAAGUGCCAGACGUGUCUGUCAUUGUUAUGUGUUUAUUUGCAGAACCACUCCGGGUAUUGUUCUUUCCUAUUUGUCUCGUUUUUUAACAAACAAACACGGAAGUCACAAUUUCCGAUCUAUGGAUACUCUCCAAUUUGUCGUCCUCAAAGUACGAUCUGCACGAGGCAAGAAAGCAUGUAAGUUUUCAGCACCUAAUGCUUGUAAUAAAUUACACUCCCCUCUUCAACUUCAAACCUGUGUUACACCAAAUGAGUUUAACGCUCUAGUGAAAUCAUUACAGUUUGUGCGUCCUCUUGAGAAAACUGGAAGCGGUUAUGCCCUACGAUCUGAUGACAUUUUGCAUCUCUCGGCUCAUCGUGUUCAAACUGAAAUGGGUAAUAAAGCGUUCAGGUGCUCUGCUCCCUCUGCUUGGAAUGCCCUCCAAUCUGAACUGAAAUUGUCAAAAUUUCUUUCAUUGGAGGCCUUCCGCUCUAUUUUAAGAUAUCGGCAACAGAAAUCCUUUCAACAGUGCCUGUGUUCUUCAAUUAUUACUGUAAAAAUGACUCCUGUAUUUUAUGUAGCUAAUUACUUGUAUUUAAUAUUAUAAUAUUUGUUGUUAUUGAUAUCUGUCUGUUUUUUUAUUUACUUUGACAUUUGCUGCUGCCUCUUUCGGCCAGGUCACUCUUUUGAAAGAGGUCUCAAUCACAAUGAUUCUUUUAUCUGGUUAAAUAAAGGUUAAAUAAAACAGUCUGUCUUGUCUGUA